Messenger RNA from Dovyalis caffra, 1602 nucleotides. Lineage: Eukaryota; Viridiplantae; Streptophyta; Magnoliopsida; Malpighiales; Salicaceae. The record is from the annotation of a GenBank genome assembly.
AUGGGUGUGGAUUUGAGACAAGUUGUUGCUGGGGUACUGACACUAACUAUGUUCGUGAUGCUUGGUAAUAUGAUCAAGAGAGACCAUUUUGAUUCUGUUGAGGGAAAAUUUCCAGGAGCUAGGGACGUUGAGUUUGAUAGUGAGAAGGUUUCAGAGCAUGGUCUUGUGGCAUUUUCCAAAAAGAGUACAAAUGGGCCAUGGAUGGAGGGUAGCCAAGAGCUAAAACCCUGUUGGAAAGAGCCAAAUUUUGGUGAGGUAGAGUCAAAAGGGUUUGUCACUUUCUCAUUAACUAAUGGUCCCGAGUACCAUGUCUCGCAGAUUGCUGAUGCAGUGGUUGUAGCAAGAUAUAUUGGAGCAACUCUUGUACUUCCUGACAUUAGGGGAAACAAACGAGGAGAUGAAAGGAAGUUUGAAGAAAUAUAUGAUGUUGAGAAAUUUGUGAAAAGCCUGGAUGGGGUGAUCAAAGUAGUUAAAGGUCUGCCCGAUGAUGUAUCAAUUCGAGAUUUUGCUGUUGUCAAGGUCCCUAAUCGAGUUUCAGAAGAUCACAUUGCUGAGCAAAUCGAACCAGUCUUUAGAACAAACAGUAAAAUAAGACUGGCUACGUUUUUCCCUUCAGUAAAUAUGAGAAAGUCCACAAAAACUAGCGCCAGCGAUUCAGUUGCAUGUUUGGCAAUGUUUGGAACUUUAGAGUUGCAGCCAGAGGUUAAUGAAGUGGUUGACUCCAUGAUUGAGCGGCUAAAAACUUUGAGUCGCAAGUCUGAUGGACGAUUUAUUGCAGUGGACUUGAGAGUUGAGAUUUUGGAAAAGAAAGGUUGCCAUGGAAGCGGUGCAACUGGAACAAAGAGUUGUUUUAGUGCACGGGAGAUUGCAAUAUUUUUGAGAAAGAUUGGAUUCGGCAAGGAUACCACAAUCUACCUCACACAGCCAAGAUGGGAUGAAAGCCUUGAUGUUCUGAAGGAUAUAUUCCCUAAAACUUAUACAAAGGAAAGCAUAAUGCCUGCAGAUAAAAAGGCAAAAUUCCUCAAAUCGGAAGACUCAGAGUUUGAGAAAGUUAUUGACUUCUACAUGUGUUCUCAGAGCGAUGUCUUUGUACCAGCCAUCUCUGGCCUAUUCUAUGCCAAUGUAGCUGGUAAGAGAAUAGCAUCUGCUUGCAAAUUUUUGAGAAGAAGAUGUCGUCAAGAUUGUGUUUUGGCUCCAUAUUUUCCUCCAACCAAUCCCCAAAGAUUUGCUAAUGUUCAUAGAGUCUUCGGUGCCAGCAAAAUUACCGAAUUGCUAAAGCAACUUCCAGGGCAUUUACGUUAUGAUGCAGCAGAAUGCAUGUCAAUUGAGGCAGCAUCACGUGUAAGAGACCCAGUUUAUGGAUGUGUUGGGGUGAUAUCUCAGUUGCAGCAACAAAUAAUUGAUGUUCAAUCUGAAUUAGUGAAGAUAAAGGGUGAAUUAGCAGUUCACAAUGCUCAGCAACAAUUACAGCAAGAAAUUGGAGAGAAAACAAGCGAGCAGCAACAAGAUGAACUUCUAUGGCUCAAUUCAAGUCAACAAGACCUUUUGAAUUUGGAUCAACUGGUAAUACAAGGAAAUGAUCACCAAAAAUCCCACUUCUAA